GGUAAACGCACCGUCGGUGCCUGUCGAUACGCUCCGGCCUCCCUCAUAGUACCAAGGGUUAGGGUUUCGCUUCUCCAGAAGGGUGAUCUCUCAGCGUUUCCUGUUACCUAGUGAUCUUUUAGUCUCUAGGGAUUCCUCGUUGAGAUGGGCAUCGCCGAUAUCCAGGCGGCAAUCAACUCCAUCCCUGCCAAGAAGGAGGAUCUACGUAAGGCUUUCGAGGAACUAGAAUCAUAUUCCUCCUCCUUCACCUCGUUCACUCUGCAGUGGAGGGAUAUCGAUGACCAUCUCUCCGUUAUCGAGAAGUCCAUCGACAAGAGGUUCCGGGAACUCAAGGCAAAGCCGGCGCCAGAGAAGCCCACUGCCCCUGUUUCGGCAGCGAAUGCGAAGGUGGGUCAAGAUAGGCCGGUGAUUGAGCCUCGUACGGAUCUCAAGUACCACUGUGUUAAGAUGGACGCUAUGGGCCUGAAAUCGUGCAUUAUUGAUCGGAAGGACAAUGCGGCGGUGCGUAGAGAACUCGGCCCCGCCCUUCUGUGUUCGCCCGACCCAGUAAAGCUGGUACUGGAUUCGUUCGAGGGCUUUGUAUCGUCUAGCGGAAAGACGCAAAGCGAGAAUCAGACGAUCAGGAAGACUUAUUUGGUUAUCUUGGAGUGCUUUCAUGGAUUGAAGUUGGAAGUCAAGCAUUCAGACAAGGAGAGGGCGAGGCGGGUGGCGAAAGACUGCUACGAUUUAAUUAAGAUUCAGAAAAAUGACCAUAAUCGUCAAAUUAUAUUUAAUAGUGAAAAAAAGGAGAAAAAUCACCAUGUGGUUGUGUUAAUGGUUUUUUUGCGUCUGAUUGUUACGUUUGGGUUGCUCGAGUAUUUUGCGAUUGGUGAUAUUUUGGAUGUUCUAGUCACGGUGGCCAGUAAGAAGAAUAUUGUUGAUCUAUGCAGGCAUUCUGCACUUGAAGAAAAGUUACCUGAUUUGAUUAACAAGUUGAACAAGAAGGGGAGGCAACUAGAUUCUGUCAAAUUUGUUCUCGCUUUCAAUUUACAGCACAAGUUUCCACCUGCAUCUCUUUUUGAGGCUUAUAUAAAGGAAGCCGGUAAGGGUUUUCAGAAAAGGGCACUGCAGGGAAAAAAUUCUGCCCAGCUCAAGUCUAAAGCCAUCUCAGAACAGAUUAUUGCUGUUAGAGCAGUAAUCAGAGCUGUGAAGGAAUUCAAUCUAGGAGAUCUAUACCCCCUCGGGAGUCUUCAGAAUCGCGUUCAACAGCUUAAAAAGCAGAGGUUAGAGAAGGAAAAACAGUGGUUAGAAAAUAAAGGAAUGUCGGUCCUUCCCGACGACCAGAACCAAAAUCAGAACCAGAAUCAGAAUCAGCAUCAACAACCUAACAAGCGGCCUCGGCCAUCGGAUUCUUCUGCAACUGUUCUUCGUCCAUUGCCCCCACAUUCCCAAAUUCAGCCUCAACCUGGGCCGGUAAAUUCUGCACCAACUGUUCUUCGUCCGCACCCACAUUCCCAAAUUCAGCCUCAACCUGGGCCGGUAAAUUCUGCACCAACUAUUCUUCCUGGGCACCCGCACUCCGAAAAUCGACCGCAGUUGGGUCUGGUUGAUCCAUCUGCUUAUAUGGGUUUGGUUAGCUCGUAUGGCUCGGCUGCGGCUCCACCCUUUUAUGGUCUUGGCAAUCCCAUUGGACUUGUCGGGUCUCUCGGGCCACUCCCAUAUGGUGGCUACCCCGGUUCAGGCUUUCCUCCUUAUAAUCGACCACCCUAUCCUUGAUGCUCUGGAGGCAUAUAUUCUUCCCAUCUUCAGUCUUAAGAUAGAACUUGCUUUUAGUCGAUGAGUUUGAUUGAUUUAAAGGUGAUGAGAUGGCUAGCUGAUUAAUCCAUUUGUGAUAAAGGGAUCAAUAUGGAUCGUACGAUGAAGUACUUUGGAUUAUAUUAGAAUGUAUAUAUAAUUGGAGAUUUGAAGUAUUGAGAGAUGGGAAAAGUUCUGUUGCAUUUUUCGACUAUCACAAUUGAUGAUCUCUACUAGCAAUCGUCGUCACCAUUUCUGUACUCCUAUUAAGAUCUAUCUUUUGUUGUUGGGUUUGUAAUUGUCCGCUUAUGAAUAUCCAAAGUUCGUCUACCUAUAAUGAAAAUCAAUCAAUUAUUAUCAGUA
Molecule: messenger RNA, 2136 nt
Organism: Dendrobium catenatum
Lineage: Eukaryota; Viridiplantae; Streptophyta; Magnoliopsida; Asparagales; Orchidaceae
Product: FRIGIDA-like protein 2
Exons: 3
Coding region: 145-1755 (536 amino acids)
Source: RefSeq, a predicted model, not a curated record